AUGAAUUACCAGGAAAUUGGAAACCAUAGCAAAGUGACUGAGUUCAUUCUCGUGGGCCUGUCUAGCCACCCCACACCCCAGAGUAUUCUUUUCUGGGCACUGAUGUUUCUGUACACAGUAACUUUGGUAGGAAAUGGCGUGAUCAUUUUCCUGGUGGCAGCCAGUUCUCAGCUGCACACCCCGAUGUAUUUCUUCCUUGGGAACUUGUCUUUCCUGGAUCUUCUGUUCUCCACUAGUGCUGUGCCCCUCAUCAUGGUAAACUCACUGAAGAACUUCCCUACCAUCUCCUAUAGCUCCUGUUUUGCGCAGCUUGCCAUCCGGGCCUUCUUGGCAUUGGCUGAGUGUUUUCUUCUUGCCAUUAUGGCUUAUGACCGAUUUGUAGCUAUUUCAGAUCCACUACGGUAUAACCUGGUCAUGUCUUCUCAAGUGUGUCUUUUAAUGGCUUUGACUGCCUGGAUGACAGCCUUCACGCUCACCAUUACCCCCAUUCUGCUCUUUCCCAUCAGUUUCUGUGGGCAUAACACAGUCAAUCACUUCUCCUGUGAGGUCCAAGCCAUCUUUAAAUUGCUGUGUUCCAAUACCUUUUCCCUAGAGAUUAUGAUGAUGGCAUGUGCUGUCAUUUCAAUGCCACUACCUUUAAUUUUCAUUCUUAUCUCUUACCUUUUUAUCCUCAGGGCUGUCUUAAGAAUCCGCCCAACUGAGGCUAGGUUUAAAGCUUUUUCCACAUGUGGCUCUCACCUGACUGUGGUCACCAUCUACUUUGGGACACUAAUAUAUAUUUACGUGAGACCCCAGACCAAGAAGUCCCAAGAUGGGGACAAAAUUGUCUCUAUAUUUUAUGCAGCAGUGACCCCAAUGUUAAAUCCCCUCAUCUACACCCUGAGAAAUAAGGAUGUAAAAGAUGCUCUCGGAAGGGUAACUUGUGGAGCCAAGUCCUGA
Molecule: messenger RNA, 939 nt
Organism: Chinchilla lanigera (long-tailed chinchilla)
Lineage: Eukaryota; Metazoa; Chordata; Mammalia; Rodentia; Chinchillidae
Product: olfactory receptor 13H1-like
Exons: 1
Coding region: 1-939 (312 amino acids)
Biological process (GO): G protein-coupled receptor signaling pathway
Cellular component (GO): membrane
Molecular function (GO): G protein-coupled receptor activity; olfactory receptor activity
Source: RefSeq, a predicted model, not a curated record